GGCCAAAUAAUUUCAAAAUCAACAAGGCCCAUACCGAUGUGGAUCCGAAGAAUGAUAAAAAUAAAAAAAGUUGACGUUUAAACCCACCUGCGGUGGCCUAAACCCUUACAACCGUCGAUGGAGCCGGAGCUGGUGAUCGCUUCGUCGUCGAUCGACGGCGGCAUCAGCUGCUGGGACCUAAAUUCCGGGGCGGAGCACCUCCGCUUCCGGACUUGCUCUUCCCCUCCUCACGGCCUCGCGUCCGUGGGCGGCCGCUUCCUCGCCUCCUCUCAACUCCGCCAAUCCAAAUCAUCUGCCGUCUCCAUCUUCUACUGGUCCUGGAAUAAGCCUCAAGUAGAAGCUAAAAGCUUCCCAGCUGAAGAAAUUGGCCCUCUUGUUUCUAAUGCCGAUGGAUCAUUUAUAGCUGGAGGUGGUGCUUCCGGAGAUAUAUACCUAUGGCAGGUUGCUAGCGGGAAACUUCUCAAGAAAUGGCAUGCUCAUUUCAGGGGAGUUACUUGUUUAGUUUUCAUUGACGACCAAUCGUUGCUGGUUUCUGCAUCAGAGGAUGGAAGUAUUCGAGUUUGGUCACUUAUAAUGGUAUUUGACGAUUCUAUGAGGAAACAGGCAGAACGCCCCUAUGAGCAUAGCUUUUCUAAACAUACGUUGAAGGUGACUGAUAUUGUGGUUGGAAGUGGAGGGGUGAAUGCCAUAAUAAUAUCUGCUUCUGAGGACAGGACUUGCAAGGUGUGGAGCUUAUCAAGAGGGAUAGUUUUGAGAGAUGUUGUGUUUCCAUCAAUAAUUGAUGCUAUUGCGUUAGACCCUGGCGAGCAUGUAUUUUAUGCUGGUGGUAGAGAUGGAAAGAUAUAUAUUGGCGCGCUUAAUGCUUUGUCCAUUUCAAACAGUAACUAUGGGUCACACAUAAUCGGCUCUCUUACUGAGCAUAGCAAGGGUAUCACAUGUUUAGCUUUUAGUAUGGAUGGAUUCAAGCUAUUGGCUGGGUCAGAAGAUGGCUUGGUUAGAGCCUGGGAUACUAAAAGCCACAGCAUCACUCGCAUCUUUAGGCAUGGGAAAGGACCUGUUAACAAUAUCCUUGUUAUUAGACCACCAUCAUGUAUGACUUCACGAACGUCCAAUGCUCUGCAUUCUUCCUCAACGAAGAGGCUAGGAUUUCGAAUGCCACCACCAUUAGAAAAAUUUUCUAAUUCUCUUGAUGAAAAUGAGGAGGUUAAAGCAUUCAUUUACCCACAAAGCAUCCCAAACACACAUACCGAACCAUCGUAUAUCACUAUCCAAACCAUGAACAAACAAAUCAGAGAACUCGAGCAAAGCAGUUCUUCUGUGGCUAACGAAGUGGAGAUGGAACGGCUAAAGCUAGAGCACAAGAAAUCGAUGCAGAUGCUUCAGCAAUGGCAAAAGACGUACCAAAACUUGCACCAGUUUUGUGUCACUGAGCUUCUAAGUCACGCGGAGGGCACGGAGCGAAUCGAAAAUGGUGCUGAUGGCCAAGGCAUGUGAGGUGAUCUUUCUGACAUUAAACAUGGGCAUUUUUUAGUAUUAUAUUUAAAAAAAGAAGAAAAAAAAGAAAUAUGAAAUACCGGAGUAUGUCUUAGUUCAUUGCUUACAGAUCUUACUAGAAAGGGUGAGAAACUACGAAAUUUGGUAUUAAGUUACUUGUUUAAUUUCAUGGGGCCGGUCUUCAUUGCCUACCCAUUCUAAUUGCAUUCUACCUUUGGGUUCAACUUGUUGGAUCUCUUGACUUUCAUUUAUGGUGUGUGUGUGUGUCUGUUCAUGAACGGACUUCUCAUUUUCUCACUCUGUUGAAGUUGACGGUAAACUGUAAUUUUUG
Messenger RNA from Cuscuta campestris, 1825 nucleotides. NCBI's taxonomy places the organism in Eukaryota, Viridiplantae, Streptophyta, Magnoliopsida, Solanales, Convolvulaceae. The record is from the annotation of a GenBank genome assembly.